This is a messenger RNA of Lolium rigidum, 3261 nucleotides long. RefSeq lists its product as uncharacterized. The record is from RefSeq and is a predicted model, not a curated record. The transcript is spliced from 6 exons. Bases 987 to 2981 code for a protein of 664 amino acids. Gene Ontology annotation, molecular function: protein binding. Lineage: Eukaryota; Viridiplantae; Streptophyta; Magnoliopsida; Poales; Poaceae.
UAUAUAUACCAUAGAAAUAUAUUUUAUUAUCUAUUUAAUGAUAUUAAUUUUGUAUUUUGCAUGUUAAUAAUUUUUGGUAAAAACUUAAUCAAAUUUGGCAUAGUUUGACGUUCUAAAAAUAAUACAAACCUUAAGCAGGGAUGGAGGUAGUACAAUUUAGAAAGGAAAACUAUGACAACUUUUACAAUUUAGAACAGACUGAUAGUGUCUAGAAGCACACAUAUGACAUACUGGCUGGUUUGAGUAAAUUUCAAGAUCUAAUUGGAUGGUUCUGUUUUUUAUUUAUAAGGGAACCUUUCUUACAAGUUUCUUUUUGAUAGUUGUAUCCUUUUUUUACAGCUUGACUAGUUAUAUACGGAAAAUUGUUUUGCAGAGAAGUUUGAGAAAAACGUUUGUUUUGAGCACCCAUUUUUUUAUUAAUCAGCAGGACUCUACUGCACACUUUUAGUAAUUUAAAGCACACUUACAUCAUCCACCAACAAAGGCAAAAUAAAAAUAGGUGGCUCAUCAAAUCAAACAUUUGGUUGAUUAGCACACUCCUUUGUUAAACAUGAGCAACCUUAUUAGCAUCUCUAGGAUAAAAGGAAAAUUCUACUCUAUUAAAAGAAAGUUGCUUAAAUUCCUUUGCUAAAACAUGAGCGACCUUAUGUGCACCGUUCACCCCCUUUAUUUAAACUUAACAUUUUGAGGGAAGUUUGAGGAAAACUAAUUUUUUUUUUGAGCUAAGUUUGAGGAAAACUAAUGAUUGGGUUCGAUUUUGUUGCGCCGAUGGGCCGUAGACCAGCCCACCCGACACUACAAACAAGGUACCGAUUGCAGAGCGGCAAAUCCCGUCUCUUGCUAAUUCCCCUCCCAAAACAUGACCAACUUCCAAAGAACCCCAACCCCUAGCACAAACCGCCGCCGCCGCCACCGCCACGUGGUACUUUGAAGGAUCAAGAACUCAUCGCCGUUGCCACCAAUCUUUCUGCCGUCUGUUCGACGAAAUGCCCCCAAAGGUAUCCAAGCGGUGGGUGCCAGUUAACCGGCCGGCGGGCACGUCUCCCGUUGCAGGCAAGAAACCCAACGAAGUGCCUCCGAAGGUAUCCAAGCGAUGGGUGCCGGUUAACCAAGAAGCGGGCAUGUCUCCCGUUGCAGGGAAGCCAUCCAGAGAAGUGACCCCGAAGGUAUCCCAGCGGCAGGUUCCGGUUGACCAAGCGGCGGGCUUGUCUCCUAUUGCAGUCAAACCAUCCAACGAAAUGCCCCCGAAAGUAUUAAAGCGGUGGAUGCCGGUUAACCGGUCCGCGGGGAUGUUGCAUGAGUCAGGAAACCCAUCCAACGAAAUGCCCCUGAAGGUAUCCAAGCAAUGGGUGCCUGUUAACCAACCAUCACCAGUGGGGACAUCUCGUGGGGCAGGCGAACCGGCCGAUAGGCUCAGCGAUCUCCCGGAUGUGCUCCUGCACCAUAUCAUGUCGUUCUUGAAGGCAUGGGAGAUGGCCCGCAUGUCCAAGCUCUCGCGGAGGUGGCGCAACCUCUGGGCUUCUGCGCCCUGCAUUGACAUCCGCGUUGGAGACCAUGAUAGACCACCAGAGGACUUAGCCAAGUUUGUUCAUCGGUUGCUGCUCACCAGGGACGUGCUCACGCCAGUGGACACGCUCCGUCUGCGCUCGCUUGGUGAGGAUGAUUUCUAUGAGACUUAUAACAAUGGCCAUGUCAAGAGGUGGAUCCGUAGUGCUAUCAAGCGAAAUGCUCGUGUUAUUCAGCUUAAUGGGCAUCUCAGCAAGUACAUAGAGCUGGAUCACAAAGACUUUGUCUCUAGCCACCUCAAAAUCUUGAAACUGUCAUACACCAAGCUGGAUGAUGAAGUCAUGAAGCAGCUCUCUUCUCACUGCCCUUUGGAAGAACUAUAUCUCAAGAGCUGUGUGAUUGAUGUCCGUGAGGUUUUAUCCUUCUCUCUGAAGAGUUUGACCAUGGUUAAAUGCAAGUUCACUAUGAACCUCUUGGUGGAUGCUUCAAACCUCAUGUUCCUACGGUGCAUCAAACCAGAGAAGUGGGUUCCCGUAUUCAAGAACUCUGGGUCUCUUGUCACAGGCAGCAUCAUGCUUGAUGACUCUUUACUGAGUCGUGAAUUUCAAAAGUACCAUGAGGAUGAUGAUGAAUUCCCUCAGACAAGCGAUGAAGAUGAAAGCAAUGAUAAUAGAAAUGUCAUGUGUGAUGGUAAAAAUUCUGAUGGCAGUCACAAUGAGGGCUUUCUUGAUAGUAUUCUUUAUAGCGGCUUUGGUAACGAUUUUUAUGAUGGCUAUUCUGACAAUAUUUACGAUGACUAUUCCGAUGACAUCAAAGACAAUUAUGAUUAUGGAAGUGAUAUCAAUAGCGAUGACGAUACAUACGAAUAUAGCGAAAUUGCAAAUGACUCUGAAGAUUAUUUUGGAAACUGUUCCGGUGGCCUCAGUUUCAGUAAAGGUGGCAACAAUUCUGGCCACAGUGCAAACUAUGGGUUUAAUGAUUAUAAAACGUUAGGUGGCCAAAAUAUUAUUCACAGCCUUUUAAACGCCAGAAGCAUAGAGCUGCUAGGUCAUUCAGGAGAGGUCGUUUUGAGAAGGGAAUCAAUAAGUUUCCCAACAUUUAUCAACUUGAAGACAUUGUCCCUUGGUGAAUGGUGUAUCAGUAGGGGUGCUGAUUUUUACCUACUAAUUCACUUACUUCAGCAUGCACCUAAUCUGGAGAAACUAUUUCUUCAACUUGAAAUGAAUUUUGACAUCCAAAAAGCAUUGGGAAGAUGUAUUAAACCAAGCGGAGGGUCAUUUGAUUGUAAACACCUUAGAAUGGUGAAGAUCAAAUGCACCAAGGAUGAUCCUAGAGUACAUAUGCUGGCACAGCUGUUUAGGGCUAAUGGCUUGCCCCUUGAGAAGAUUUACGUGCGUAGGAGUGGGAGCUUCAAUCUUCGUAUGCUAAAGCUAAACAGGGAAAUUACCUUGGGCGAUAUGCGUGACUUUGGGUAAAAAACCUGGGCCUUUGCAAGGGUACACUUACGAAUGCAAAGCACUUGACCUAGGGAGUCAAGAAAGUAUGAUUUUCACACAACAUGCCGGUCAGUCCUGCAGCCUAUGAAGAGCUUAAUAACUCAGAAUAUUGUCCUGAGAACUUUGAGUACUUUAAUUUUUUUAUCAUGGAUUUGUUCGUCGCUUCUCUGUUAUGACCAUGGGUGAUCUGGGCCACGUACCUGCUGUUCUGGAAUGACAUGUUUCCUGGAUAAUUUAUAUGGUUAUUACUGCUUGCUUA